Molecule: messenger RNA, 768 nt
Organism: Setaria italica (foxtail millet)
Lineage: Eukaryota; Viridiplantae; Streptophyta; Magnoliopsida; Poales; Poaceae
Exons: 1
Coding region: 102-404 (100 amino acids)
Source: RefSeq, a predicted model, not a curated record
CCCUCUUUCAGCGAUAACAGCACAACAAACACACAGACAUCUCCUCUCCCUCUCACUCACGCACACGCCUGCACGCGCGUGAGCUCUCACACACAGAAAGCAUGGGUUCCCUAGGCCCAACCACCAUCAGUAGCAUGAGCAUGGCGAAGGCGGCCGGCGUUGGCACGAAGAACAGCGCGGUUGCUGCCACCGAUCAGCAGCAAGCUGCAGGCCAGAAGAACUGCAGCAGCUACGCCUUCCAGAUGCCACUGCACUACCCGCGGUACAAGAAGGCCGACUACGAGACCAUGCCGGAGUGGCGCGUCGACUGCCUGCUCCGCGAGUACGGCCUCCCCGUCGCCGGAGACCUCGACAGCAAGAGAAAGUUCGCCAUGGGCUCCUUCCUCUGGCCCGACCAGUACUGAAGCGCUGAAUUACCAAUCCGGGAUUGACAGGAGACCAAGAAAUUUUCAGUAGCAGGAGGCCGGAGCUUAGUUAUCCGCAGUGGUGCCUCUGGCGACCUGAAUUCUAGCUUCUAUCCCUGGCGAGAACACUCAUAUCAGAAAAGAAUUAUGCGCGGUGUUGCUGUCUUGCUGAUAUGCCAAGUAUAGUUCUUGUUCUACGCACCGGCAGCAAUCUAGCAUUCCUGUUCUGUUUUGCACAAUCAUCCGCUCAUGUAACCAGGAUCGUAUAUGCAUGCUGUGCUGCAAUUGAUACAUGUGUGCAUCUAUCGAUAAUUCAAUAUAUGAAUCAGUAAGAAUAUGGAUGGUGCCAGUUCUUAUUUGAGAA